CAUAAGAAAGAAUACGAACGAACGGUAGGCAGCAUCGACGAUCGAUGGUGAGCUUACAGCAUCGCGGGUGUGCCCGUUUGUCUACACAGGCUCGUGUUUUUCUUUCCUUUUUUAUUCUUCUGAUUCCCAACGGGAGUUCUUUCGUGACAAUGAGAAAUCCGAUCGAUCAUUCUUUUUUAUAUAAGGAAAAAAAAAUACAGGGCAAAAAGGUGGAAAUACAAAAUGCGUCGAACUUGAGUUUUCGAUCGUCGAUACUUUCUCGAUGAUUUUUCUAUGAUCUUAUAAUUUCGAAGGACGUCGAGUUCGAUACGAAAUAUAAGACGAAAUAUAAUCUAUCAUGAUGAGAUUUGCUAUAUUUAUUAUCUCAACACUCGUAUUACAAUCAUCAGCAAUAAUUCAGUCUCCACCACGGAUAUCCAAGCAGCCUCCUACGGAUGAACAACUUUUUCAAGUAGCUCAAGCUAAGGUCAAUAAUAAUGAUAAACCCUUCCUGAUUGAAUGCGAAGCGGAAGGAGAACCUGCACCAAAAUAUCGGUGGGUUAAAAAUGGAAAAAAUUUUGAAUGGCCAGCAUAUGAUGACCGUAUUUCUCAACAACCAGGAAGAGGCACUUUAGUCAUAGCAAGACCUCGUGAUGAAGAUUUAGGACAGUACCAAUGUUUUGCAGAAAACGAAUGGGGAAUAGCUACAUCAAACUCCGUUUUCGUUCGUAAAGCAGAACUUAAUGCAUUUAAAGAUCAAACUCCAAUAAGUUUAAAUGCUUAUGAAGGAGAACCAUUUAAAUUAACCUGCCAACCACCAGAUGGGUGGCCAAAACCAAAUGUAUACUGGCUAAUUCAAGAUACAGCUGGUGCAAUUAAAUCAAUUAAUAAUUCACGCAUGACGUUAGAUCCUGAAGGAAAUCUUUGGUUUAGCAAUGUUACAAGGAAUGACGCCUCUGAUGAUUUCUAUUAUGUGUGCGCAGCAACAUCUGUAUUUCGAAAUGAAUAUAAAUUAGGCAGUAAAGUUUUGUUAAAUGUUAUUUCGAGUGGAGCAUCUUCUAAUCAGAAUAAACAUGAACCUGUUAAGCAGUAUGUUAGUAGAAAAAAUGAAGUUGCUCUACGUGGUAAAAAAAUUGAAUUAUAUUGUAUAUAUGGUGGUACUCCUUUACCACAGACUGUUUGGAGUAAAAAUGGAAAAUUAAUACAAUCAAAUGAUAGAAUUAUACAAGGAAAUUAUGGGAAAUCAUUAAUUAUAAAGCAUGUAAAUUUUGAAGAUGAAGGAACAUACAGUUGUGAAGCAUCUAAUGGUGUUGGAGACGCAAAUUCAUAUUCUAUAAGUUUACAAGUAAUGGCGGUUCCAUAUUUCACAGUAGAACCAGAGAUUAUAAAUGCAGCAGAGGAUGAAACUAUUGAAUUUAGAUGCGAGGCAAGUGGUGUGCCUGAACCAGAAAUCAAAUGGAUUCACAAUGGAAAACCAAUAUCAGAGGCACCAGUUAAUGAUAGAAGAAAAGUUACAGCAAAUUCUAUCAUUAUAGAAAAGUUAAAAAAGAAAGACACAGGAAAUUAUGGGUGCAAUGCCACUAAUUCUUUAGGAUACGUUUACAAAGACGUAUAUGUUAAUGUCUUGGCCUUAGAACCUGAAAUUACUCAACCUCCAAAUGACAAAGCAACAGUAGAAGGUAAAACAGUUCGGAUUACUUGUCGUGUAUUUGGUGCACCAAAACCAAUAGUUAAGUGGGCCAGGAAUGGUCAAGAAUUAACAGGAGGAAGAUACAGAAUUUUGGAUUCAGGUGAUUUAGAAAUAGAAAAUAUAAUAUUCUUAGAUGCAGGUAAUUAUGUCUGUCAUGCAUCUAACAAGUUUGGAGAAGUAGAAGCCUUUGCAAAUCUUGUAGUAAAAGAGCGUACAAGAAUUACAGACGAACCGGAAGAUUAUGAAGUUGCAGCAGGUUCUACUGCCACAUUUAGAUGCAAUGCUGUAACUGAUUCGAGCUUAACUUUAACGAUAGAGUGGUUAAGUAAUGGCGAACCUAUUGAUUUUGAAAUGGAACCACGAUUUGUACGAAGUACAGAUUAUUCGUUAAUGAUUACAAAGACAACAGAAUUAGACUCUGGUACUUACACUUGCGUUGCUCGUACUGAAUUGGAUGAAACAAGAGCACAAGCAACAUUAACAGUUCAAGAUGUACCUAAUGCUCCAAAAUUAAUUGGUGUAAAUUGUAUGUCUGAUAAUGCGGUUGUACAAUGGACUCCUAUGGGUGAUAAUAGAGCACCAAUUCUACGAUAUACUAUUCAGUACAAUACAAGUUUUACACCAGAUACUUGGGAAACAUCAGCAGAUUUUGUACCUGCUACAGAACAAACAUAUGAUGUACCAAUGUCACCUUGGGCUAAUUACACAUUUCGUGUACUUGCAUGGAACAAAAUAGGAAAAUCUUUACCUUCAUCACAUAGUGACGUUUGUACAACUCAGUCAGAUGUUCCUUACCGCAAUCCAGAUAAUGUUAUGGGUAAUGGAACUACACCUCAAAAUCUUGUAAUUUCUUGGACUAUAUUACCACAAAUAGAACACAAUGCUCCAAGAUUUAUGUACAGAGUAUAUUAUAAAAGAGAUAGACCAGAAGAACAAUGGACUAUAGAGGACAUAAACAAUUGGAAACAACACACUCUUACAAUAGAUAACCAACCAACUUAUCAAAAAUAUAAAAUUAAAGUAAUUGCAAUUAAUGAGAAAGGAGAAAGUAAAGCUGAAGUCAAGGAAGUGUAUGGAUAUUCUGGAGAGGAUGUACCACUACAAGCUCCUGGAAACUUUACCUUGAUUCAAGUCAAAUCUAGUACAUCUGCACUACUCUCAUGGAAUGCCGUCCCCGAAGAAUCAGUGAGAGGUGAAUUAAAAGGUUAUAAAAUUCAAACUUGGACAGAAAAAGAAGGUGAAAAAGGAAUGCGUGAAAUUGACAUUAGAGGUGGCAAUAUGACACGCGCUUUAGUUAAUAAAUUCAUUCCGUAUAGUAAAAAUUUUGUCAGGAUUCUUGCUUAUAAUGGAAGAUAUGCAGGACCUCCAUCUGAGACAUUAAGUUUUGAUACACCUGAAGGUGUUCCAGGAACAGUACUUAGUUUUGAAGCUUUUCCUAUGGGCUCUAGUGCACUCUUUCUUGUCUGGUCAAAGCCUGCUGAACCAAAUGGUGUUUUAACUGGAUAUAAAAUUUAUUAUAGGGUAGUAAAUGGAACUAGAUUAGAAACAUUAUUAGAAAGGAAACCACAUAUAUCAGAUCCAGAAGCUACUAGUGCUAAAUUAGCAGCUUUGGCGCCUGAUACAAAAUAUAGAGUCCAUAUUCGAGCUACAACCAAAGUUGGUGAAGGAAAUGAUUAUUUCAUCGAAAAAAGAACACGUACUUCUCAAAGACCAGACGUACCUCAAUUUACAUGGGACACUAUUCCCAAAGAAAAUGGAUAUUCGAAUGUAAGGAUUACGUGGCAACCAAAUUUAAAUGGCAAUCCUGGUAGUCAUUUCUUUGUAAAAUAUAAUUUGAAAGGUGAAACAAUUGCUUCUGAAACGGAUCCCGAAUUUCAAUCGAAUACGAUUGAAGUACGUGGACUUCCAAGUGGUGAAGUCUAUGUUAUGUCUGUAGUUGCUGUUGAUGGAGAUUAUGUUACUGAAAGUGUACCACAAGAAGUAGAAACCAGCAGUGAAGGGCCAAUAAUUCAACCUAAAGAAAACGUUGCAACAGCUGGGUGGUUCAUAGGUAUGAUGUUGGCAAUAGCUUUCCUUCUAUUUGUUCUGAUUAUUGUCUGCAUAAUUAAACGAAAUAGAGGUGGAAAAUAUGCAGUGCAUGAACGUGAAUUAGCUGCUGGACGAGGAGAUUAUCCUGACGAAGGUGGUUUCCAUGAAUAUUCUCAACCUUUAGAUACUAAAUCUGCCGGUGGCCGCGCGUCGUUGGCCUCGUCAUCUCAUCAAGAUGGAAAACAUCCAGAAUCUGACACUGAUUCUAUGGCAGAAUAUGGAGAAGGACCUUUCACAGAAGAUGGAUCAUUUAUUGGGCAAUAUGGUCCAAAAGGCAGACCAGAGGAAACACCGUCCAUUCCAACCGGGACUAUGGCCACGUACGUGUAACCUCUCUAAGAAUCUCAUUCAAACAAGAUAAAAGAUCUUUUCUCAUCAUGGUAAGGAAUACGAAUCCUUACCUGCUGCAGCAAUUUCGCUAUGCACUUUGCGCUGGGCGCAAUGUCCAACACUAUACUGCCAAUUAGAAUUUGUUUUUGGGUUUUAUAGUUUACUUAGAGAAAUUCAUGAAUUUGUGCAUUUAAUAUUUGUAAGAAAAGUUAUGUAUACAUGUGGCUCUUUAAGUUCUUUUUUUACUUUCUUUUUUCAUAUUAAUCUAUAUACUAAGAGAUUAUAAUAAUAUAAAUUUGUUUACAGUUUAAAAAUUGAAAAAAAUGUUAUGACAUAAUUAGAGGUCAUUUGAAAGAAAAUUAAAAAAAUAUAUUAAAUAUAACUACCACAUGUGUAUAUAUUUGAAUAUAUGACGUAUUAAAUGACAAUGCAAGAUGUAAAUUUAUUUUAUUCAUCUCUGGUCAGUUGUAAAACCCAAAGACAAUAGGUGUUUCAUAGCGUGCAAGCUAUUUAUGAAAAUAGAACUGUAGAAACUAAUCUCCAAUAUCUAUGGUAAUAUUUGACAAGGCUAGAUUGAAGGCAGACACUUUAGCUUAUUACAGGGUAUCUAAAAUGUGUUUGCAUUAUUCGGAUUGUGGUGUAUAUGUAUCUAUGAGUGGAAAAUACUUUCAGGAUAGCAUAUACCGUCAAACAUUUUGCCUCACGUUUUAUGUGUUCAAAAAUAAAAAUUUUACAAUCUAUUGAAAUAAUAUACACAAAACAUCUUCAAUGUGAUAAAUUAUAAUCUAGCCUAUAGUAUUUGAAAAAUACUGAUAUAACAACCUACCUAAUGUGAAAAUUAUCUUUCUCAAUAUUAUUAUUAUUAUACAAAAUUAGAUGAAAAUAUUAAAGGACAGCUUAAGAAGCGAUGUCACAAUCUGGCCUCGACUGAAUGUUACUUCUUAAGGAAGUUCUCCCUAAAGAUCUUUAGAUACACAAUCAAUUUUUACUCUGCAGACAGAGGGCCAAAUUUAUUGAAUUAUUAAUUAUCUAUGAUUAUUGUGCACUUGCACAUUGAUUACAGAUACGAGAGCAAAACAAAAAUAUAUAUAUAAAAAAAAAAAACUGUAUCACACAUAUUUAAUAUAAUAUUAACAAAACAUUGUACACACACAUGCACUAUAGUAGUUAGAUAUCACAAGGCCUCUAAUCGUUGCUUUUUGUAUGUGAAACAUGCUCUAGUUAACACUUAGCCAACCAAAUGGGGAGAUCUCUCUACUUUGAAAUAAGUCACUAUAUGACCGGCCGGGGGGAUCUCUUAUUUUUUUCUUAGCAACGCUUUUAUCUUGUUUAUUUUUUUUCAUUAGUCAAUCUUGAACUGAAAUUGUUCUAAAUUCAUCAAAUACCUUUUCUGCUUUUGUAAAACACAAUUUUUAAUAAAAUCUGUUAAAUAAGUUCAGUUAAAGUUAAUGAAAGAAGUUGUAGUUCCCAAUUAAAACUAAAUAAUAUUUUAUAAGGUAUAAAAAAAAUACCGAUACUUAUUAUGUUUAUGAAACUUAUUUCUUUUUUGCAAGAUUUAUUAUAAUCCAAGGAACAUAAUAUAAGAUUAUUAUUUAAUUAAUAUAUAUAGUAUUGAGAAUAUAUAAAGAGACAUUAUAUUAAUAGACAAGAAGACAUAAGAGAUCUGACAAGAGUAAAAAGAAAGAACACAAGGGACAACUAUUAAGUAACACUAUUAUGUUUGAUUAUAGUAUACUGAGUAUUUAAAGAGAAUAAGACAGACUUGUUAUUUUUUUUCAGAGUACAUGUACAAUUAAUUUAGGUUAUUAAAUUAGUAAAUUUCAUACAAUGUGUACAGGUUGUCUGCAAAAGUGUCACAAGCAAAUAUGUUAGGUACAAAGGCAAUGAAAAAAAAGGUACAAAAUGUAAAAUACUUAUAGAAAUGCGAGAUAAUUCAUAAAUAUAUUAUACUCCAAAAUGAUAUAUAUUUCAGCUUAUCAGAAGGAAAGAAAUAUGGUACAAUUUUGUCUGCAACAUAAUAUCAAAGAUUUAUCCGUAUAUUAACCGAAAAGAAAAAAAAAAAAAAGAAAGAAAAGAAA
Messenger RNA from Vespa mandarinia (Asian giant hornet), 6165 nucleotides. RefSeq names its product Neuroglian (gene Nrg). Gene Ontology annotation, biological process: brain development; cell-cell adhesion; axon guidance. Gene Ontology annotation, cellular component: axon; plasma membrane. Gene Ontology annotation, molecular function: cell-cell adhesion mediator activity. The record is from RefSeq and is a predicted model, not a curated record. NCBI's taxonomy places the organism in Eukaryota, Metazoa, Arthropoda, Insecta, Hymenoptera, Vespidae.